AUGGGUGGCCCAAAUCCUCACGGCCCCAGGAUUACCGUGGAUACAUCGAACCUAUCCGAACAAGGCCCAUCAUCAGCAGCGUUCAGUCACACGAGGAGUCCUAGCAUGACGACGCCUCCUCAGACGGCCGUUGAUGAGAAUAAUUAUUAUCUAUCUCCUAUAUCGCCAGACCGAAAACACACCUUUGAUGGAGCAACCCUCAACUCUCAGUCAAGCGAUGCUGCAUCCCGCUUCCGGUCCAAUUCUGGUGUCUCUGCGACAUCCACUGCAACAGUAUACUCCAGAACCAGCCUGCAGUAUGAAUCUGUGGACGACGCCCUCCGUCCCGACAAGGGCAACGAGAAGGAUUUUGUGGUUGAGAACAACCCUUUCGCCUUCACUCCCGGCCAGCUCAAUAAACUACUCAAUCCAAAAUCCCUUUCCGCUUUCAAGGCACUAGGUGGCCUAAGAGGUCUGGAGCGAGGGCUAAGAACUAGUAUCACAGCAGGCUUGUCCGUAGAUGAAUCCCGACUCGAUGGGCAAGUAUCGUUCGACGAAGCAACAGCAGAAGGUAAAGAAGCAGCAUACGGAGAUUCGCCAUCUCUGUCUGUACCCACGCGACCUGAGGCACAGAGAACUGAGCAGUUCAAUGACCGGUUAAGAGUCUUUGGAGACAACCGACUCCCAGAGCGUAAACCUGAUGGUAUUCUUGUUCUCAUUUGGAGGGCCUACAACGACAAGAUUCUCAUUCUUCUCACGAUCGCAGCUGUUGUCUCAUUGGCGCUUGGUAUAUAUGAGACUGUUGCUGGGGAGUCUGGCGUUGAUUGGGUCGAAGGUGUUGCUAUCUGUGUCGCCAUUGUGAUUGUUGUCACUGUUGGUGCCGCAAAUGACUGGCAGAAGGAGCGUCAGUUUGUUAAACUUAAUAAAAGGAAAGAUGAUCGAGAGGUCAAAGUCAUUAGAUCGGGUAAAUCCAUUCAGGUGUCGGUCUAUGAUAUCACGGUAGGCGACGUGCUGCAUCUCGAGCCCGGAGAUGCUGUGCCAGCGGAUGGCGUAUUCAUUUCCGGCCACGGCGUCAAGUGUGACGAAUCCUCUGCAACUGGUGAAUCUGACCAGAUGAAAAAGACUCCUGGCGACGAGGUGUGGCGAAGGAUCCAAGAAGGCACAGCAACUGCGAAAUUGGACCCUUUCAUUAUCAGCGGUUCCAAAGUCCUCGAGGGUGUCGGAACAUAUCUCGUCACGAGCGUUGGCACGAACAGCUCUUACGGCAAAAUCCUCAUGAGUCUACAAACCAAGAACGAUCCCACCCCGUUGCAAGUCAAACUGGGAAAGCUGGCCAAUUGGAUCGGUGGCCUGGGCUCGUCAGCUGCUGGCCUCUUGUUUCUGGUCCUUCUCAUCAAAUUUCUCGCACACUUGCCAUCUGACAGCCGGCCCGGUGCCGAGAAAGCCCAGGAAUUUCUGGAUAUCCUCAUCGUCGCAAUUACUGUUAUUGUUGUGGCCGUUCCUGAAGGUCUACCUCUAGCUGUCACAUUGGCCCUCGCUUUCGCAACGACAAGGAUGCUGAAAGAGAACAAUCUCGUUCGCGUGCUCAGGGCAUGCGAGACCAUGGGCAAUGCUACAACUAUUUGCUCAGACAAAACUGGAACUCUCACACAGAACAAAAUGACCGUGGUUGCCGGCACAGUUGGAGCGGACAAGAAAUUCGCUUCGUCGCCUUCGGAUAAGACCAAAGGAGGACCGAUGUCUUUUGCAGACAUGUUCAGUAAGCUGAGCAGGCAGGUGAAAGAGUUGCUUUGCACCUCGAUUGCACUCAACAGUACGGCUUUCGAAGGCGAAGAGAAGGGAAUACCAACUUUUAUCGGCUCAAAAACUGAAGUGGCGAUGCUCACUUUGGCAAAGGAGCAGCUCGGUCUGGAAAACCUAGCUACUGAACGCUCAAACCACAAGGUCAAGCAGCUUAUUCCGUUUGAUUCCGCGAGAAAGUGCAUGGGCAUCGUCAUCAAACAUGGUGGCAGCUACAGGCUUCUCGUCAAAGGUGCCGCGGAAAUCAUGCUUUCCAAAGCUACCCAAACCAUCUCGAAUGUUUACGAAUCCGAGGGCGCCUACCAAGUAGUCGAGCUUACUACAGCGGAGAAGGAGGGCAUUUCUGCCACUAUUGACGAAUACGCCCAACACUCUCUCCGCACCAUUGGCAUGUUGUACAAGGACUUUCCCCAGUGGCCUCCUGCGAAUGCAAAGACGCUCGAAGAAGACGCAAAGAUGGCGGAUUUUGAUGACGUCUUCCACGAUAUGACCUGGAUUGGCGUGGUAGGCAUUCACGAUCCUCUGCGAGAAGGUGUCGUCGAAGCCGUUGCUCAGUGCCAGCACUCCGGUGUCGUAGUGCGUAUGGUCACCGGCGACAAUGUCACUACAGCUCGUGCGAUCGCGCUCGAUUGUGGGAUCCUCCACUCGGACGACCCUAGCGCCGUCAUGGAAGGACCCAAAUUCCGCCAGCUUUCCGACCAGGAAAUGGACGCAGCCCUCCCGAAGCUGCGCGUCCUGGCUCGGUCGUCUCCAGAGGACAAGCGUAUUCUGGUCAGUCGUCUCAAGCAUCUCGGCGAAACGGUCGCCGUGACAGGCGACGGCACGAACGAUGGCCCGGCGCUGAAGAUGGCCGACGUGGGCUUCAGCAUGGGCAUCGCCGGCACCGAAGUGGCGAAAGAAGCGUCGUCCAUCAUCCUCCUGGACGACAACUUCUCCUCGACCAUCACGGCGCUCAUGUGGGGACGGGCGGUCAACGACGCAGUCAAGAAGUUCCUCCAGUUUCAGAUCACGGUCAACAUCACCGCCGUGAUCUUGACCUUCGUGUCUGCCGUGUCCAACGACUCGAACCACUCAGUACUCACUGCGGUCCAGCUCCUCUGGGUGAACCUCAUCAUGGACACGCUGGCCGCGUUGGCCCUCGCGACCGACGCCCCAACCAAGAAGAUCCUGGACCGGCCGCCACAGCCCAAGUCCGAGCCCCUGAUCACAAUCAACAUGUGGAAGAUGAUCAUCGGACAGGCCAUCUACCAGCUCGUCGUUACCUUCAUCCUGUACUUUGCCGGCAUGUCCAUCUUCAACUACGAGAUGCACGAGCGCGUCGAGCUCAACACCAUCGUCUUCAACUCGUUCGUCUGGAUGCAGAUCUUCAACGAGUUCAACAACCGCAGGCUGGACAACAAGUUCAACAUCUUCGAGGGCAUCCACCGCAACUUCUGGUUCAUGGGCAUCAACUGCAUCAUGGUCGGAGGCCAGAUCAUGAUCAUCUUCGUCGGCGGGCAGGCAUUCAGCAUCACCCGGCUGAACGGCGCCCAGUGGGCCAUCUCGCUUCUCACGGCGCUGCCGUGCUUGCUCUGGGGCGUCUUGGUCCGUUGCUUCCCCGACGAAUGGUUCGCCGUCGUCUUCAACGGCUGCGUCCGCGGCUUGACCUUUGUCCUUUCCCCUCUCUGGCGAGGCUUGCGCUUCAUCUUCCACCCCGUCGCACAAAUGUUUCGGGCCGUUUCGCGUUUUACCAAGCGCACCGCUCGCAAAGUGUCCGGGAGGAAGGGAUCCUCCGAUGAAGACGGGGACGAAGACCGAGAUCAACAAUCGGAGACUGACGACACUGCUCCCGCCGCCGCUGGAGAGAAAGGAGAGCACAAGCCUCAGGACCGCUCGAGAGUAGCCGACGAGGAGGCCAUCAUUGGUUCUGCUGGUGGUGGUGGUGGCGGCGAUGCCGUGCUCGGCCGCGGCGCUCGUUCGAAGACUGACACACAACCUCUCCCUUCGUUCUCGGUAACCGAACCGAGCUGA
Molecule: messenger RNA, 3789 nt
Organism: Exophiala spinifera
Lineage: Eukaryota; Fungi; Ascomycota; Eurotiomycetes; Chaetothyriales; Herpotrichiellaceae
Product: calcium-translocating P-type ATPase, PMCA-type
Exons: 3
Coding region: 1-3789 (1262 amino acids)
Biological process (GO): intracellular calcium ion homeostasis; calcium ion transmembrane transport
Cellular component (GO): intracellular membrane-bounded organelle; membrane
Molecular function (GO): P-type calcium transporter activity; ATP binding; ATP hydrolysis activity
Source: RefSeq, a predicted model, not a curated record